AUCCACAGUAUAGUUGAAUUGGCUUACAACGAGUCGCUAUCAUUUAAUUAUCGAAAAAUGAAGCUCUUGGUGUUCUGUCUGUUGGGUUGCGCUUUGGCGGUUCUCGUACAUUCCAGUCCCGUACCAGCAGCUGCUGAACCGAAACCGGAGUUGCUCAACGGAGAAGCAGCCGAAGGUACCGACUUGAAUCGGGAGAAGCGCACCGUUGGAGUAUCAGUCGGCGGUGUGCCGGCACUUUUGCCCGGACUUCAACCAUCGCUAUAUGGACCACCGUUUGGAGUACCAUAUGGACCAGCAGGACUGUUAGGAGGACCUGGAAUUGGAGGAACGUUGAAUUCAAUUCUGGCCGUACCAAGAAACUUGAUAAAUAGCGUUGGGUGGCAACUGACUAGCCUGGGAUAGAAUUUGAUUAUUUUAUUUAUACUGGAGUAUUAGUAUUUCUGAAUAAAAUUACAUUUUCAACUAAUUA
Armigeres subalbatus is the source of this 469-nucleotide messenger RNA. RefSeq lists its product as uncharacterized. The coding region runs from base 58 to 402 and encodes 114 amino acids. The transcript is spliced from 2 exons. Lineage: Eukaryota; Metazoa; Arthropoda; Insecta; Diptera; Culicidae. The record is from RefSeq and is a predicted model, not a curated record.